AGAGCACACCAGCUCCCGGGGCAGCUAACCCAAGAACAUGACGCUGUCAUCAGUCUCUCUGCCUACAACAUCAAGCUGGUGUGGAGGGACGGAGAAGAUCUCCUCCUCAGGGUCCCCAUCCACGACAUCGCGUCCGUUUCCUACAUCCGAGAUGACUCCUCUCACUUGGUCGUGCUGAAAACAGCUCAGGACCCUGGGAUCUCCCCCAGCCAGAGUCUCUGUGCCGAGAGCUCCAAAGCCCUUACGUCAGGCUCGCUGUCCGAGAGCGGGGUGGUUCCCCUCGAAGCUUGUUGCUUGGUGGUCCUGGCUACGGAGAACAAAGUAACUGCCGAGGAGCUGUGCUCACUUCUCAGCCAAGUCUUCCAGAUUGUUUACACUGAGUCCACGAUAGACUUCUUGGACAGAGCAAUAUUCGAUGGGGCGUCCACACCGACGCGGCACAUGUCCCUACACAGCGAUGACUCUUCUACAAAAGUGGACGUUAAGGAAUCUUACGAAACGGAAGCAAGCACUUUUUCCUUUCCAGAAACCUUGGAUGCAGGUGACAACUCCCCCUCUUCCUUCUCCACGCAACAGUCUCCGCACGUUAAGACAGUCAGUGAGAGCGAGCUGAGCACCACGGCGACAGAGCUCCUGCAGGACUAUAUGAUGACGCUCCGAACGAAACUCUCUUCCCAAGAGAUCCAGCAGUUCGCAAUGCUCCUGCACGAGUAUCGCAACGGGGCUUCGAUCCACGAAUUCUGCAUCAACUUGAAGCAGCUCUAUGGGGACAGCAGAAAGUUCCUGCUCUUAGGUCUUCGGCCCUUCAUCCCCGAGAAGGACAGCCAACACUUUGAGAACUUCCUCGAGACCAUCGGGGUGAAGGACGGCCGGGGCAUCAUCACAGACAGUUUUGGGAGGUACAGGCGGACUCUGAGCACCACCUCCAACUCCACCACCAACGGCAACGGCGCUGCCGGCAGCUCGGACGACCAGUCCGUCCCUUCGGAGGAGGACGAGUGGGACCGAAUGAUCUCGCACAUCAGCAAUGACAUCGAAGCCCUGGGGUGCAGCAUGGACCGCGAUUCCUCCUGAGGGCGAGCGGGGGGACGCUCCCCCUGCCUCGGAGAGACCCCGCAGCGGUGCCUGGACCCUGACCGUUGCUCCGGAAGAGGUUUUGGGGCUGGAUCAGGAUGUAAUUACUCUCCCAUCC
This is a messenger RNA of Balearica regulorum gibbericeps (East African grey crowned-crane), 1192 nucleotides long. The record is from RefSeq and is a predicted model, not a curated record. Lineage: Eukaryota; Metazoa; Chordata; Aves; Gruiformes; Gruidae.